This is a messenger RNA of Oikopleura dioica, 3462 nucleotides long. Lineage: Eukaryota; Metazoa; Chordata; Appendicularia; Copelata; Oikopleuridae. The record is from the annotation of a GenBank genome assembly.
AUGAAGAAAAUAAGAAAAUUGUUGGAGGUGCUCUCUUUACUGAUAACUGUUCAUGCGAACCAAAACGACUGCCCCGACAAAAUCUUUUCCGUAACCGACCAGUGGAAGGAUGGAUUUCGCGGUUCAAUCUGUUUCAAACCUCCUGCUGAUUACACGAAUCCGGAGCCAUGGAAUAUUACCAUUCAGUUCGACACUCCUAUUGAAAAUUUCAACGCGCAACAAGCGCUCUUAAAAGUCAAAAACGUUACUCAAGAUAAUUCCACGUUUGUUGUCGAAUGUUUCCCGCAAGACUGCAAAUUGGAAAAUGGGAAGCCGGCGAAAUUUGGCUUCAUGGGCAUGUUCACGGAAGAUAUGUACGACGAGGAAAAUGAAAUACAGCUUCCAAAGGGAGGGUUGAAUUUUUCCGACGGAGGAACAGAAGUAAUCUGGUUGCUCGGGACAAAUGUGACUCAAGUAAUCCACGACUCUUCCAUUACUACAACUAAAGCGCCAAUAACGGCAUCAACUCUCAAUCCUGGUGAUCCGACGGAGGUGCCGACGAUUUAUGACAUGGAUGGGGGAACAAUAGAGCCGAUUACUGAAGAACCAGAGUUGCCUCAUGACUGGGUUCAGCCAGAGCCAGAGUGGGCCAAGUUCAAGCUGCCUUUUAGUAGCCCACAUGCAAGCAAAAUUGCUCAACUUGAAAUCAACUACCCCGAUGCUUUGAAAAAAUCAAUUCUCUUCUACGAAGCCCAGCGCUCUGGAAUUCUUCCAGAGAGCAACCGCAUUCCCUGGCGGCACGACUCCUUUCUUCUCGAUCUUGGCCCAAUGAAAGAAAAACUUCACGGUGGCUACUUCGAUGCAGGGGAUCACAUGAAAUUCACGUUUCCAAUGGCGUUUUCUAUGACAAUGCUUUCUUGGGGGCUUUUGCAGUACUGGGAGACGUACGAAUCGAUUGGAGAGCUGGAAAACGCAGUAGACCAAAUCAAAUGGGGCGUCGACUGGUUGGUCAAGGCAAAUGCUCGCGAAAACGUGUUGUUUGUCGUCGUUGGGGAUCCAAAAAAGGACCAUGAUUACUGGGGACGAGCAGAGAACUUCACUGACUUUCGUGCCGGACAAAUGGUAACUGAAGGGUCGCCUGGGUCAGACGUCGCGGCAGAAGUGGCGGCGGCGAUGGCAGCAGCUUCACUCGUGUUGACAAAGUGGGGGGAUGAGUCAAUUUUUCCUAAACAGUUACAAGCAAGGGCAGAAAUGCUUAUUGACUUUGCGGCCUCGCACAGAAGGAUGUAUCACCAGUCGGUCCCUGUACUGGCGAAACACUACAAGAGCAGUGGAUACAAGGACGAGCUGGUCUGGGGAGCCGCUUGGGUCUACCGAGCCACUGGGAAGCAAACGUAUUUUGAUCUGGCUAAAGACUGGUACAAUGAAUACGGAAUGGCAAAAGCACCACUGGGAAUGCGAUUCAGCUGGGAUGACAAAACUAUCGGAGCACAAGUCAUGAUGGCGCAAAUUACUGAUGAUCUAGGGCUGAAGGCAAAAUACCAGUUGCACGCGGAGAGCUACUGCAACGACAUUCAAAAGCGCUCCAAAGCUCUUUAUACACCUGGCGGGCUCGUGUAUCUCGACGAGUGGGGCCCAAUCCGUUAUGCAAUGAACGCCGCUUUCGCCUGCCUACUUGUCUCCGAUCAAACGGAAGAUGUGUACUUAGCACGACGUCUUCAUAAAUGGUCCCAAUCGCAAGUCGACUACGUUCUUGGUGCAAAACUGAAUGGUUUCUCCUUCAUGGUCGGAUUUGGAAAGAAAUAUCCAUUGCGACCGCAUCAUCGAGGGUCUUCUUGUCCGACGAAUAUCACCGAAGUCUGCAACUACAACUUUGCGAUGACGGACGAGAGAAAUCCGAUCAUCAUUUGGGGAGCAGUUGUCGGCGGCCCGGAUAGACACGAUGGGUACAAAGAGCUCGUCGGCCAAUUCCCCUUGGAAUUCACAAUUUGGAACAUCGACACCAGCGAAUAUGUUUUUGAAGAUUCGAAGGAAAAAAUAAGGGACUUUUUGAACACUUUCCGGAACGAUCUUUUUCCACAUGAUCAUCAUUCAGUAUCAGAAGAUAGUCUCUACGGAAGGACCAUUCUUCCCUGUGGAAAAGAUGCUUCAAAUGUCACAUUUUUCGAACGAAUAUUUCUCAACAAAGACUUUCUCUCUAGUGGACCUAAUUCUCCGAAUUCACACAUUCCGACAUUCGAUGAGCCACAUUUCAAUCUAGGCCCGGUUAACCAAACAUGGUGUUACGAUCGUUCUUCUUCCGAUUGCAUUUCGUGGACAUUAUCAGAAAAAAUAUUGAAAAAACAACCUGGGUCGAUGAGAGAAAUCAUCAAGAAAAACCUAAUCGGGAGGCAAAAUCACCAACCAGUUUUUCGCCAGUCAGAAGCCUUGGACCAAGUUGCUUAUUCACUCGGACUCGGGAAUGUCCAAAAAUGCUCGCACAAAUUGAGCAUCAAUGUCACCCGAGAGGUCAACGAGACCGCUUGGAACGAAGACAUGGAUCACUAUCUCAUGAACCGAAAAGAAAACACGCUCUUUUACCACAAGGACUCAGUUGAAAUUCCGAAACAAGAGCCCUUCCUCUGCCAGGACGACGAUUCUUGCAUCGACAAUAUCAAAUUGGCCAAAACAAGAUGCCUGACGAACGAGUCUUACGGCCCGAUGGAGAUUCGAAAAGACUUUUGCGAAGAAAAACUGAACCACACUUUCGAAUGCAAAGAAACGCUGACAAAUCCGGAUUACGGAUAUACAAGCUUUGACAGUUUUCAUAUGGCGUUUUUGACAUCGUUUCGAUUGGUGGCGCUUGAUGCCUGGAAUAGGCUGUAUUAUUUAACGCUGCAUACAUCUGGUCAAGGAUAUGUUUUCUUCUACAUCGGAUUGGUGUUUCUCGGGUCUUAUUAUCUUAUCAACUUGAUCUUGGCGGUCGUUUACAUGGCUUACGAAGAAGAAGUCGCAGCAGUUGAGGAAGAGAUUCAGCAAAUGGAGGCGGAAGAGGCAGAAAGACGCGUUCGACAAUCGGUGAUGCAGAGAACUUCUGAUAUGUCAGCAGAUUCGAGGAGCGAUGCAGACAAAAAGGACUCUUUUCUCAACCCUAUUCCUGAGCUGAAAAUUGACACGUGCGCCGAUGCAACCCCUAAAUCUCUCCACAAACUUCCACUUGUAAAAACGCUCUCAAACAAUUCCAACGCUUCUGGAUUCUCCGGUCUCUCGGGCCGCUUUAAUCUGAGAACUCCGAAGCUCUCCCCUGGCAAUCGACUCGAUGUUUCUAACAAUUCCUCUAUCAGGCUCAAGCUGAAUUCCAGCUCUGGCUCCAGUACGAGGGAAGUGAACUCGAUCGUUUCUGAUUGCGAUUUAAAUGAAACUGGAUCAGAAGUAAAAACGCUGGAUAGAUGGAAUUUGCUUCGAUUGAAAACGCCCGAUCUUGGUAAAUUAGAUCAUUUUUAA